AUGUCUUCAACUCCUAUCAAAACCCUGGUUGUCAUCGGUGCGACUGGAAACCAGGGUGGAUCUGUGGCCAGGACCUUCUUGAACCCCUCAUCGUUAGCUUCUCAAUGGCAUGUCAGGGCCGUGACUCGGAAUCCCAAAUCUGCUGCGGCUCUGGAACUCUCGAGACUGGGUGCAGAGGUCGUGUCUGCCUCCCUCGACUCCCUUGCCGACCUCCGUGCAGCUUUCAAAGACGCAAACGCCAUAUUCGCCGUGACAGACUUCUGGAGCGCCAUCCAAAGCCCAACCGUGGUCCAACAAGCCCAGGAGAAGGGCGUCCACCCAGCUGUCGUCGCUCAAGCGACCGAAGAAGAAUGGGGCCACAACAUUGCCGUUGCUGCUGCGGACAUCCCGACACUGGAGCGCUUCGUAUUCAGUACCCUCCCCGGUGUCUCUGAAUUGAGCCAGGGGAAGCUCAGGCAUGUUUACCAUUACGACGGAAAGGCCAACAUCGCCAAGCACAUCCAGCAGUCCUUCCCGCAGCUGUGGUCCAAAACAUCACAGAUCAUUGUGGGCCACUACAACUCCAACAUCCUCCCGGGCUCUUUCUUCGCUCCGGUUUACAACGCCGAGACCAAGCGGGCCGAGUUUGAUGGACCCACUCCGGCUGACACGCCGUUGCCGUUCAUCAAUGCCCCAGUCAGCACAGGUCCGUUCGUCAAAGCUUUGAUCCUGGACGAGCCUGUCGGCACUAUUCUUGCUGGAUUUGAUGAGUGGCAGUCUCGACAGCAGACGGUCGAUUUUCUCGGCCGUCUGACCGGCAAAGAAUACGGCUACGUCCAGAAGACUGUGGAAGAACUAGCCAACUCAUCACCCUUAGGCUUGGAGCUCCCAGAGACUCAUUUAUUUGUUGCCGAGUAUGGGUUCUUUGGUCAGGGAGUUGAUGGAUGGAAGGAAAAACUGACUUGGCCGUCUGAUUUGAAGAUCAAGAUCGAGACCCCAAGCCUUGAGCAGUGGCUGAGGGAGCAGGAUUGGAACCCGGUUUUCCCAUCGGCGUGA
Colletotrichum karsti is the source of this 1035-nucleotide messenger RNA. RefSeq names its product NmrA-like family protein. The record is from RefSeq and is a predicted model, not a curated record. The transcript has a single exon. NCBI's taxonomy places the organism in Eukaryota, Fungi, Ascomycota, Sordariomycetes, Glomerellales, Glomerellaceae. The coding region runs from base 1 to 1035 and encodes 344 amino acids.